AUGUCCUGCAGACGCUGCUGGCACCGAGGAGGCCGGUCUCAUUCUGACUGCGAUGGGCAGGUCGGUGUUGGAAACAACAACCCCAGCUGCUGUCAGCAAGUUCCUGGCUCUCUGCACCAGGAAGCCGUCUGUCCUCUUGGGAAGGCGGAUGAAGGACCCUGUUUUUCUCAUAAGCCCCGGUCCAUUGAAUGGAGCAUUUGCCUCGUCUGUCCCAUUUGGAAUUGAGCUUUGGAGGCUGGUUUCACCUUCGCCAUAGUGAGCAUCACAAGUGCCCUGGUGCAAUUUGCUGCUGCUGUUCCAUCUCCUCUCCUUGGCCUGUACUGCUGCUGCUCGUUUGCUGGGAUCACUGGGACCAGCUCCCUGGGUUCUGCAGUCCUGUCCCGCUUUCCUGACCCCAACUUCCCAAACUUCCAUAAAGACCCAUCGCAUU
Messenger RNA from Tauraco erythrolophus (red-crested turaco), 430 nucleotides. NCBI's taxonomy places the organism in Eukaryota, Metazoa, Chordata, Aves, Musophagiformes, Musophagidae. The record is from RefSeq and is a predicted model, not a curated record.